AUGGAGAUAGUCAUGCUAGUCCUUUAUUCUUUAUUUGUCACGUACGACGACAAUGCCAAUGCCAAGAUGCAGAACAACGAGACAAAUCCAAUGGACAACUCAAUGUAUCGGGAUUACCCAUAUUUCGCAGAUGUCCAAGUCAUGAUUUUUGUCGGUUUCAGUUGCUUGCUCGGCUUUGGCAGGUUUUACGGAUUCAGCGGAAUGGUUUUCACCUUCCUCACGGCUGCCUUUUCAAUCCAGUGGGCCAUUUUAAUCCAAGGUUUUUUCCAGUUUUACUACGACGGCAAGAUUCACAUGAGUGUCUUGGGUUUGCUGUACGCUGAAUUUGCGUGUGCCGUGGUGCUCAUUUCUUACGGAGCGGUUCUCGGGAAAACAAGCCCGGUGCAGCUUGUGGUGAUGGCGUUGCUGGAAAUCCCAAUUUUUUCCGUCGUGGAAUGGGCAGUCCUGAAGUAUAUCUGUAUUACCGAUUCUGGAGGAACCAUUCUUAUUCAUCUUUUUGCUUGCUAUUUCGGACUUGGCGCCACUUUCGUCUUGUAUAGGCCAAGUUUGAACUCUGGACACCCCAAGGAGACAACAAGCUACAAUUCCGAUAUUCUCUCGCUACUGGGAACGCUAUUUUUGUGGGUUUUUUGGCCUUCGUUCAACUCCUCGUUGACGGUAAAAGGCGAUGACCAACACCGCGCGAUCCUGCACACGUUUAUCGGACUCAGCUCGUCGACUAUGACCGCUUUCGCCCUGUCUGCGAUGUUCAACAAGCGUGGUAAGCUAACGAUGGCGGACAUCCAGAACGUGACGCUCGCUGGUGGAGUCACAGUGGGGGCGUCUGUGGACAUGAUGAUUUCUCCGGCCGCUGCCUACGCAUUGGGGGUGAUGGGCUGCACAGCUUGCUUCUUCGGCUACAAAUACUUGACUCCGUUCAUGGCGAGACAACUGAGAAUCCAGGACCAAUGCGGCAUCCAUAACCUACACGGGCUAACGGGGAUAAUUUCAUCGACUGCUGGGAUCUGCGGCAUUAUGCUAGCAACGGAAGAAACGUACGGACCUAGCUUGUAUCAAAUCUUCUCCCAUCGUGCCCCAGUGGAGGGAGAUCCCAAACUGCUCGAACUGCAGCAGCUAAUCCCAGGACUAAAACCCGGGUUGGGUCGCACGGCUAGAGAGCAAGCGCUAUUCCAGGUAGCCGCCAUAUUUGCGACGAUAGCGGCUUCAGCAGUUGGGGGCGUGCUGACCGGAUUUGUGAUGAACCUGAAGUUUCUAGCGUCGCCGUCGGAUGAAGAUUGCUUCGAUGAUGCAGUGUUUUUUGACGUGCCUUCAGAUUUUGACACCACGUUCCUUCUCCAGAUAGACCAGAAUUCAGAAGAGAAAGGUCAAACUAUCCCCAUGAAGGUGGCAAAAGAUCAGUAG
This is a messenger RNA of Knipowitschia caucasica, 1401 nucleotides long. The record is from the annotation of a GenBank genome assembly. Lineage: Eukaryota; Metazoa; Chordata; Actinopteri; Gobiiformes; Gobiidae.